Acipenser ruthenus (sterlet) is the source of this 1245-nucleotide messenger RNA. Its product is annotated as thioredoxin-like protein 1. The transcript has 8 exons. The coding region runs from base 242 to 1021 and encodes 259 amino acids. The record is from RefSeq and is a predicted model, not a curated record. Lineage: Eukaryota; Metazoa; Chordata; Actinopteri; Acipenseriformes; Acipenseridae.
UGCGUCUCUACCGUCAAGCGAAUUGACGGGGCGUGUUUGCUGUGUGAUAAGCGAGUUGUGGUUCUUUUGCUAACAUAAGUCAACAUUUGUGGUGUUACUUUCUGAAAGUAUUGACAUUAUCACAGUGUUUUUCAAGACGUGUAAAAAACGUCCUGUUGUAGUGAAGAUAAUCGGGAAUGACUCUGAGUUCCAGCCAGAGCUCACAGGCGCCGGUUCCAGGCUCACCGUAGUCAAGUUCACUAUGGCCGGGUGCCGACCUUGUGUAAGAAUAGCGCCCGCUUUUAAUAUGCUGAGUAAUAAAUACCCUCAGGCAGUUUUUCUUGAAGUGGAUGUUCAUCAGUGCCAGGCAACUGCUGCUGGAAACAAUAUAUCAGCUACACCUACAUUUUUGUUUUUCCGGAACAAAGUGCGAAUUGAUCAGUAUCAGGGAGCUGAUGCCUCGGGACUAGAGGAGAAGAUAAAACAGCAUCUAGAAAACGACCCAGGAAGCAACGAGGACUCGGAUAUCCCCAAAGGAUAUAUGGAUCUUAUGCCAUUUGUAAACAAAGCUGGAUGUGAAUGCCUUAAUGAAAGCGAUGAUCAUGGGUUUGAAAAUGGAUUACGAAAAGAUCUAACCUUCUUGGAAUCGGAUUGUGAUGAACAGCUGCUAAUUACGAUGGCCUUCAAUCAGCCAGUGAAGCUUUUUUCAAUGAAACUUCACGCCAUUGAUGCUGCUCAAGCCCCAAAGUACGUGAAAAUAUUUAUUAAUCUUCCACGCUCUAUGGACUUUGAUGAUGCUGAGAGAAGUGAACCUACCCAAGCCCUAGACUUAACAGAAGACGACAUUAAGGAAGACAGCCUAAUACCGCUGCGUUAUGUGAAAUUUCAGAAUGUCAACAGUGUAACUCUAUUUAUAAAAUCAAACCAGGGCAAUGAAGAAACAACAAAAGUGAACUAUUUAACUUUUAUUGGCACCCCUGUACAAUCCACAAACAUGAAUGACUUCAAACGGGUUGUAGGUAAAAAAGGAGAAAGCCACUAAACUGAUGAUGAGGAAUCAAGACAUUAUGCUGCAUUUACGUCAAGGACCUCACUUUGCCAAUGCUCUCUGGAUAGCUGAAAUACAGCGGAAACAGACAGUUCUUGUUUCUAAUAAUUUUCAUUUUCAAAGAAUUAAUCACUGCUUCUACUGAGGCAAGACAUUUGAGCAUUUUUAUUGUAAUCUGCUAAAUAUUGUAAAUAAAAUUAAUCCUUUUUCAAAGGCAA